AUGAACGCAUUACCUCAUUCACUAUCUUCUCGACUUCUCUCCACAAAUUUUCCAGAGAGAGAGAGAGAGAGAUUGCAGAAGUAAAAUGGGAGUGGUGUCCUUCGUCCCGACCAUCCCAUCUUUGGUUCUUCCUCCUUCUAAAACUACCCCCAGACACUCCAUUGCACCUGGCACAAUCUGCUGUAAGCUCGACAUCAGUGGUAGCCAUGGGGAUUCCAUCCGUAGACGCGAUUUUCUUCAUUGCCUUGGUGCUACCGUAAGCUUGGAUCUCAUAGGAAGAUCCAGUUCAUUCAUUGAAGUGGCUAAUGCUGCUGAUUUGAUACAACGCAGACAGCGCUCAGAGUUUCAAUCAACUAUCAAGGAUAUCCUCUUCACUGCUAUAGAGGGAAAUCAGGAGCUCAUCCCAUCCUUGCUGACUCUGGCUCUUAAUGAUGCUUUUACUUAUGAUAAGCCUACAAAAUCCGGAGGUCCCAAUGGAUCAAUUCGCUUCAGCUCAGAGAUCAGCAGACCAGAAAAUAAGGGGCUUUCCGCAGCUCUAAAUUUGUUAGAGGAGGCAAAGAAGGACAUUGAUGCAAAGUCCAAGGGUGGGCCGAUCUCAUAUGCAGAUCUAAUCCAAUUUGGAGCACAAAGUGCGGUUAAAAAAACCUUUCUUAAUGCUGCAAUUCGGAAAUGCGGUGGGAAUGCUGAGAAAGGGGCUCUUUUAUACAGGGCAUAUGGCUCAACUGGACAGUGGGGCCUGUUUGAUAGGCAAUUUGGAAGGUCUGAUUCCACAGAACCUGACCCAGAGGGAAGGGUCCCUCAGUGGGGAAUUGCUAGUAUUCAGGAAAUGAAAGAUAAGUUCAAAACAGUUGGCUCUGGCUUUGGCCCCCGCCAGCUAGCAGUAAUGUCUGCAUUCCUGGGGCCUGAUCAGGUUGAAACUGAGGCAAAAUUGGCUUCAGACCCAGAGGUCCUCCCAUGGAUUCAGAAGUACCAAAGGAGUCGAGAAACCGUAUCCGAAACUGAUUAUGAGGUUGACUUGAUUACUGCUCUUACAAAAUUAAGUUCCCUGGGCCAAGAGAUCAAUUACGAGGCAUAUACAUAUCCUGUCAAAAAGAUUGAUGUGACCAAACUCAAAUUGUAGUAAGUAGAGUGCAUGAGGUUUUUUUGCUAUCAUGAUAUAUGUUCAACUGCUGCAAAUACUGCAUAAGUUUUGCAAAUGUUGUAGAGCAAGGAACUGCAUCAGAGCACAGAUUGAAUUUAUCGAAAUGGCAUUUUUUCAUAUUGUACUGUUCACAUCUCGCAACGAUCAGUUCAUUCCGUUGAGACAUCAAAUUUCUUAAAAGUUCAUGGGAAAACUUUUGUUCCUUUA
Ipomoea nil (Japanese morning glory) is the source of this 1348-nucleotide messenger RNA. Its product is annotated as thylakoid lumenal 29 kDa protein, chloroplastic. The record is from RefSeq and is a predicted model, not a curated record. The transcript is spliced from 11 exons. Gene Ontology annotation, molecular function: heme binding; peroxidase activity. NCBI's taxonomy places the organism in Eukaryota, Viridiplantae, Streptophyta, Magnoliopsida, Solanales, Convolvulaceae. The coding region runs from base 86 to 1120 and encodes 344 amino acids. Gene Ontology annotation, cellular component: chloroplast thylakoid membrane. Gene Ontology annotation, biological process: hydrogen peroxide catabolic process; cellular response to oxidative stress; response to reactive oxygen species.